GUUCAUUAUUUUGUUGAAGAAAAAGAAAUGAAACAAAAAGCAAAUUCAGUAAUAUAGAAGCCCUCUCCCGCCAGGAAGCAAUAAACGAACAAUAACCUUUCUUUCUUCCUUCUCGUUCAUCUGAUUAAUUCUGAUUAUUUGGGCUUCCAUUUUUUCUCCUCAGAAUAUGACGUGAAUGCUUGCCUGAAAUAUUUUGUGGGACUUUCAAGUUUUAAUUAAAAGGGUUCAAAGACAGCGCAAAAAUAGAGGAAUAAAAUUUAAUUGCUAAAAUCAUCAUGUGGAACACCCUAAAAGAGAGAUAUUUGUUAGAGAGCGACGAAAAAGCAGCUCUUGAAAGUGAAAUGGAGACGCUACAAAAAAAUUUAACUCGAGUAACAAAUGAAAAGGUGGUUGCUCUUAUGGAAUUGGCACAAUUGAAGCAGGAAUACAAUCUACUACAAGAGAAACUCAAUGAGGAUAAGCUUGUAAUUGAUAAAGAAGAGAAAAACAUGAUUCAUGAUAAAGAUGGAAGAUUAAAAAGUUUGUUAAAAAAGACAUACUUUAGCGAGUGCUUUUAUCCUCAACAAGAUUAUGCACAAAAUAUCAGCAAGAACAGUUCUAGUGCUACCACGGAUUUUGCAAAAAUGAAGGUUGAAUAUAUAUCACACAUGGAGAGCUUGAAAAGCAUGGAACAUUUAGCUAGUACAGUUCGUAGACUUCGUUUGUCACUCAUUAAGGUUAAAAAAUCUGUUUCGGUAUUGAAUACGGUUUCAGACAUUAUUGAAAAUGUUGAGACAGAGGCAAAGCUUUUAAAGAUGGCUUGUGUUCCUGUAAGUUGGUCAGAUGAGUUGGAUACAGGUGAGGGGAAAGUUGAUGCCGUGUCAGCAGCUGGUUUUGAGAUGGUGGAGUUGCUUAUUUUAGCGACACAACUAUUAAAAAGCUCGAUGUCUUGAAACAGACAAAUAGAUAGAUAAUAAAUUGGUUUAUGGUUUGAUGGUGAAUAGUUUGUAUAGAUAUAUCCGGUGGUCCAUGUUUAUAUUGUUUUUGUGUGCUAUUAACUUAAGAUUAUUUACUAAUUUUUUUAGCAGUUGUAAUCUUAUAAGUAGUGCUAUGGGGUAUGGAGUAUGAUAGAAGAAACAAAGGUCACAAGUUUGAAAAAAAUAUGUACUAAGUUUUCGUUAAUUUAACUAUUAUAUAUGCCAUUAGAAAAGUGCAUAUGACCUAUUUUGGGACAUCUUUAAAGAACGAGGUCGAAAAUCAUUGGGAAAAUAUGUUCGAAACUGAGGAGAAUAAAAAGGUCCUUGUUAUUCAUUGACAUAAUGAUCAACGCUUCCUAAUAUCCAUAUCUUGAAGACAAAUUCGGA
Molecule: messenger RNA, 1343 nt
Organism: Lactuca saligna
Lineage: Eukaryota; Viridiplantae; Streptophyta; Magnoliopsida; Asterales; Asteraceae
Source: the annotation of a GenBank genome assembly